Molecule: messenger RNA, 3993 nt
Organism: Liolophura sinensis
Lineage: Eukaryota; Metazoa; Mollusca; Polyplacophora; Chitonida; Chitonidae
Product: sodium-dependent multivitamin transporter-like
Exons: 15
Coding region: 393-2360 (655 amino acids)
Biological process (GO): sodium ion transport; transmembrane transport
Cellular component (GO): membrane
Molecular function (GO): symporter activity
Source: RefSeq, a predicted model, not a curated record
GGGAAAAGCCACAGCAUAGUUCAAACGCCUUGAGUUUCAAAUUCAGCGAGGCGCGUGUCUGCUGUGUACUUUAGGCCAAAGUUCCUUCCGCGGAUCCAGUGCGUCAACAAUAGACAGAGCAGCUUGGGAUGCCGAAGAAAUAGGCUGGCUACGUGUUUUUGUCGUGAGAGUACUAUAGAAGGAGGAGUCGGUAUGCAUGUUAUUUAGUCCUUGUAACAACACUGCCAGUGUUGCUUUUAACCACACGAGUUAAGCAACGCGCGACCCCAAGCCUUAUAGUGAGCGUUUAACCCUGCCCGCGACUGGUGUUUACAAAGUUCCGUUAAGAAGUCACUGUCGUCGGUGGAGUCGUAUAAACUACAAGACACCAGCAGCUCUCAGACACCUGCAACAUGGCUCGGGAAAUACACAACUUUCAUCCCGUGGAUUAUGUGAUAUUCGCGUUGAUGCUGUUGAUUUCUGCGGCGAUUGGGGUUUACUAUGGUUGUACGGGAGGCAAGCAGAAAACUACCAAGGAGUUCUUGAUGGCUAACAGAGCUAUGCAUUACGUUCCGGUUUCCCUGUCGCUGUUCGCUAGCUUUAUGUCCGCCAUCACCAUCCUGGGGACGCCAUCGGAGAUCUACAAGUACGGUACUCAGUACUGGUGGAUAGCCUUGUCGUAUGUGAUAACGAUGCCAGCAGCAGCCUACAUCUACAUCCCCAUAUUUUAUAACCUAAAGGUGACCAGUGCUUAUGAGUACCUGGAGAUCCGCUUCAACAAGGGCUUACGAGUUGCUGGUGUAAUAGUGUUCAUGAUACAAAUGUUAAUAUAUAUGUCUAUAGUUCUUUACGCUCCAUCCCUUGCCUUGGAAGCUGUCACGGGGUUUUCCGUGUGGGGGUCCGUCUUCUCCGUCGGGAUCGUCUGUACUUUCUAUACCACACUGGGCGGCAUGAAGGCUGUGCUGUGGACGGAUUCCUUCCAGGUUAUCAUGAUGUUCAUGAGUAUACUGGCCGUGCUAAUCCAAGGUUUCAUCGAGGUGGGAGGAAUCAGUCGUGCCUGGGAAAUAGCCACCCAGAACGAAAGGAUAGAGAUUUGGAACUUUGACCCUAAUCCCGCCGUCCGCCAUACUUUCUGGAGCCUGACCUUUGGUGGUACCUUCACCUGGGUGGCUGUGUACGGAGUUAAUCAAGCUCAGGUUCAAAGAGCUCUUACCUGUCCGACACUGAAGAAAGCACAGCUGGCGUUCUGGUUGAACCUGCCCGCCCUGAUCCUUCUAGUCAGUACAUGUUGUCUCUUAGGAAUUGUCGUCUUCGCUCGCUAUGUAGCAUGUGACCCCAAACUCAAUGGCGACAUCUUUUCGGAUGAUCAGAUUCUACCUUUGUUCGUGAUGGACAUCUUACAUUGGAUGCCCGGCAUCCCAGGACUCUUUGUGGCCGGGUUAUUCAGUGGAGCUCUGAGUACCAUAUCUUCUGGGCUGAACUCACUGGUGGCCGUCACACUUCAAGACUUCAUGAGAAAGUUCUGCUGUAAGGGGAUGACAGAGGACAGGGCUACGUUAUGGUCCAAAGUGUUGGCCCUCAUUUUCGGAUGUAUCUGCAUUGCCCUGACGUUCGUCGCUGCUCAGCUAGGAGGCAUUCUUCAGGCUGCACUCGCACUGUACGGCAUGUUAAGUGGUCCAAUGCUUGGGCUGUUCACCCUGGGAAUGCUUUUUCCAUGGGCAAACUCAAAGGGUGCCUUCGCCGGCCUGUUUUCCAGCCUCGCGCUAAUAUUCUGGAUAGGGAUUGGAGCAAACAUCGUGAAGCCGCCAUUUUAUACGCCGCCUGUGUUUAUUCACGGCUGCACAAAUUACACGAGUAACUAUACGACGCUUACGAACGUCACAACAACCACUGUGUCGAUGCCCGUACACAAUGUCCAACUCACUGAAAUAACGGGUGUGGACAAGCUGUACACCGUGUCCUACAUUUGGUACAGCGGUAUUUCCUUCUUCACGGUGCUCGUUGUUGGCCUCAUUGUCAGCUUUGCCACAGGUGCCACAAAACCAGAGGAGGUUGAUCCUAGAACUAUUGUGCCCAUUUUUGACGUCUGCUGUCCGUUUCUUCCUGACAACUGGAGAAGGAGACUCCGGUGGGGAAUAGACCACACAGAUAAAUUCGCUGAAGAAAACAGCGAUGAGGCUGCAGAAAAAAUGGCGACGUUUAACGACAGCAAAAAUAACGACGACGAAAGUCCUGUGCCGCCGGACUACAAUGACGUCAUAGCGGAUUCUGCCGAAGCUGACUUGGGCCCGCCCAUCGCUCUCGUCCGGCCGUCGGAGAGUGCCGCCACGAUGGGUCAUCAGUCAGUAAGAUCUGACGCCAGUCUCAUAUCUCGAGAAUGAAAAAAUGGAGAAAACACACUCAAACUCCGCCUUUCUCACUAGUGCUGAUUUCACCACCCGGUAAACAUCCAAAGAGGAACAUCAUCUAUAUUUUGGUCCAUGGAGAUUGUAAUAGAGAGACAUCCUUCUUACAGCCCAAGUGCCGCACUCUACGCUCGCUUAUGUUAUUACUAGCACACAAUGUUUUUUUUUUUACAUGUAAGCUUAGCCUCACCACUGAUGUCCUCUCGCGGAUCAUCACUCAUCAGUGUUCCAGGACUCCGUUAAAAUCAUGUUAUCCAUUCUUUACAUACAAAGAAUACAUGUGUACAUGUAUCAGGGAUUAACAGUUUCUCUGACUCCACUUUCUACCUCAUCACUUUGACCCCAGUGACCUCUCCAUUGUUAAAGAUUUCUGUUCAAGUUUUACUCAUGAUUGCAGUGAUGUAAAGCGAAUGUAGAGAGAGGCGCAUGCGCUGUGGCGUGUAUGAUACAGACCGUGUACAUGUAGGUAUGAAUCGAUAGCCUAAUAAACUAAAAUAUACGCAAAAGCGCAAGAUCUGAACACGCUUUACAAAGCGGAAAAAACUAUACGAAAUUAUAUAUGAAUAAUUUGACUUUAUCAUGCUUUUCUUUGUAGAGCACAACUGUGGUUUCCGUUUGAGUGCAUGUAAUUACUUCGUAUCAUGGGGGAGGGAGGAGGGGGGGCGUGCCUGAUCGGAAAUGACCAGUUGUAUGUAACAACUUACUUAGCGAAAUUUAUCACUUAUCUGUUAAGAAAUGAAUACGGCUCAUCUGUCCAUAACUGUUAUCUUGAUGUGAUGAAUAUCACUUUAAAUCUGGACAACUCAAAAGCCUCUCACCCAUGCGGUCGCUGUGAGUUCAAGCCAAGCUCAUGCUGGCUUCAUCUCCAGCCGUACGUGGAAAGGUCCUGCAGAAACCUGCGGACGGUCGUGGGUUUCCCUCGGCUCUGUCCCGGUUUCUUCCCACGUUAAUGCCGACCGCCAUCUAUAAGUGAAGUACUCUUGAGUUCGGCGUAAAACACCUAUCAAAUAAAUAAAUAAAAUUAAGACAAUGAGCUUCCCACCUCUUUACAAAGGGAAGCGAAUAUUUUAAUCCAUGGAAGACUAGAUAGGCAUAUGUGUAUAACAAAACCUGCUACAGUCAUUCACGAUCACUUGUAUCGUUACUGAAAUCACUGGUAUUGUUAUUAAAGUAGGAGUAUAGAGGGAGUAAUACCGUUCCAUAACGUGCAAGUACAAGGUUAUACGCUAUUUAGCUGUACAGGGAUGACGAGCUCUAUUGGUAAGCAAACAUCGUUUACAGUCAUAAAACGUACAUAAUGAAAAAAGAUUUUUUUUUUUUUUUUGAUUGGUGUUUGACGCCGUACUCAAGAAUAAUGAAAAAAGAAGAGAAUACUUUUUUAGUCAAUCUCAUUUAUGUUUAACGCUCUGCUCACGGCAGUAGAACUCAUCUCAACACGGUAUGAUGCCGAGUGUACAUUGCCUAGACUGAAGUAAACAGUACUCCAUCUGUAUCAGGAAAUACGCAGUCUUUGUUCAUCCAAAGACAAGUCUCAUAUACUCAUCGUCUUUACUGGAAUUAAAUUGUGUAAUUCUAAGAGUUUUAAGAAAAUAAAGAAACUUGACAAAAA